AUGAGUAUACACAUUAAUGGACUGCGAGAUCUGCAUCUUAAUGAUCCAAAGUUGAACAUUAGAAACAGCAACGGCCCCACUACAAACAAGCAAAAAAUGAAUGCCCAGGUCUCCGAACUGGACACUAAAGCGUUCAAAAUAAGCCCUAGAAAGGAGAAUUAUAUGGAACUUCUCACACCGUUGAAGAGCCCGGCAUCCGCAAGCGCAUCCUUCAACAUAAUGCCGCUGAAAGAGUCCACCAACUCUCUUGGAUACAACGCCAUUAGUCCUUCCACUUCAGCAUCAGCCAAUGAUCCCCAUCGCAGUAUCCCCAUCCAACAUGCGCCUUCGGUCAGUGAUUACAAAAGAAGGAUGAAAGAAAUCACCGAUUUGAAAAUUGUCAACGAGGACCUUAUCAAAGAGUUGGAAAUGUUGCAAGACGAAGUGAAUCACAAGAACCAAAUCAUAGACGUCAAAUCGAUGAAGAUUGACGAGUUAAUGCACGAGAAUAAUCGACUCUUGAACAACUUGAAGCAAGAGCGUGAGUCCAAUGAAAACGACUUUAACACCUGGUUAGACUUGAAGACGAAUCUGGAAUUGCAGAUCCAUAACUUGAAGAGUUUACUUGAAAAACACAACAGUGAGCCUAGAAAUAAUUUUUUCACAAAUGAUAACGACAAAUCUGUGUUUGGUGGAAACGGAAAACAUAUAGACACAAAUACACUCACCGUCGAUUCAGAAUACGACAACGAUAAUAGCACCACCAACCUCAGUAAUCAUGGCAACGACAGUGUCAAUGACAAUGAGUACGAUAACAACAAUGACGAGCUCUACAACCAGAUCCAGUUGUUCAAGAAUGACAUAAACAAAUUAAAGAAAAAGGUGAAUGCCCUCCGAAAAGAAAAUGAAUUGGAAGUGCAAUCCAAAAUUAUGAUCAUGGAUGAACUAGAAAUGAUGAGAGAGCGAUAUCUGGAAGUCGACGAGAAACACGAGUUUCUGAAACUGGACUAUGAUGACCUAGUUAAAGAAUUGCUAUUAUUAAGAGGUGACACUGACGACAAUAACAGUAUAACGACCAAUGAUAUGGAUUCUAUUACCCCUACACAAGAGUCAUCUGAAGAGAUGAAAUUGCAAAAUUCAAGUGAAGAGAAGAAGCUAGAAGAUCGUGUUUUAAGUGUGAAAAAGAAAAGAAUCACGUCGAAGUCGUCCAGUAACACAAGUGACGAGAAUUACAGAAUUGCGAGCCUGAGAAACAACAGUUUGAACAAGGCAAUUCGAGACGUUGAACUUAAAUCACAAAAACAGAAAUAUUCUCAAGAGCUGAUCAAAUAUGAGUUUGAGAUCAAAUCUCUCAAGUUACAAAAUGAAAAGCUCCUUUCAUACAUCGGCUAUACACUGCAAGUUAAUGGGGUUGACGUGAAUAAUGGAUUGGAAAAUUUACGAAACUUCUCAGAUUCAAGUUCUGUUGUGAACGGUCGUGUUUCAAGCUAUGAAAGUACCACCUCUAACAAUACUGCCACUCAUGACAAUAUAGAAUACUCGGAUGCUUAUAAUAUCAAGUCUGCACAAAGGAACUUAAAAACUGUCAUAAAAAGUGCAUCGGCACUACCCAUCAGACCAGAUUCCAAUAUCUUUAUUACUAAUACUAGUAACAAUAAAGUCCGUCCCAUCACAGUGAAAAAGGCGCAUAAGAAUAAAUUCUCCAAUAUGAGAUCAAUUGAUUUUAAUACCAGUAUGUUGAGUAUGAGCAGAAACGCCAACAGCUCUAGCACAAACAUCAAUGAUGUCAACGAUAAUGACUCCUUCUUGGACUUCCAAGGUACUUCCAUUGAUUAUUCCACUGAUUAUAACCAAGGAGAGGUGGAAUGCAUCGAUAUAGGGGGCUCUGAUUCAUUUGAAGAGUACGGAGACGACGAAUUGGAGGAGGAAGAAGACAAUCUUUUGCCUUCACUCGAAGGUGUUAAAGUGACUAACUGUGACGACAUGGUCAGCAGUAACAGGCUUUGCAAGAAUAAGCUAAUUUUCACCUCCACCGAUUCAUUGAAUGUUUCGUAUAAAAUGAACCUCAUCAAUCCUAAAACUUACAAGACUGGAAAAUCAUUUAAAACUACAACUAGAACUCAGUUGAAGAGAUUGACUCCUUCUAGCCUGAACUUGAACAGGAAAUCGAGCACACUGAACGAUGUUCAUGAAGAGCUCAACGAAGGAAAGCUCCUGAAUGACAAUGGAGAGAGAGAGCCGAUUGUCAUUGGAGAUGAAGUUGACGAUGAUCUCAUCAUUAACGACCUCAACAUCAUCAAUGGUGGCGACGAUGACGAUUAUCUUGAUGGGGUGCAGUCUGAUAUCGAUUUCAGUCUAGAUGGCCACAAACACGCUAAUAAUGCCAUUCUCAGCAGCAACAGAAGAACGGACCCCAAGUAUUUCUCUAUGUACCAGAUCAGCGAGGAGGACGAGAGUGAGGAUGAUGACAACUACAACAUGCAGUUUUCCAGCUCGGACGACAACGAAGAUGACGGCGACGAAGAUGAAACAUUCAACAUCUCCAACCAGGAGAUCGACAUGUUCAAGAUUGAUUUUCUGAGAAGGUUGUACUGUCCGAAGCAUUCGAUGUUUCAGUGUUUCUGCCGGUCGAUGGACUUGGUGAACCCGCUCUACUUCAAGAUAUUCUCCAGUCCCAUUUACUCGCUACGCCGGAAACUGAAGAAACAGCACGAGCGGAGGGGCCCAAAUCUGAAUCUUUUGAAGCUGAAGUCAAAGAUGCUUUCUAACUCAUCGUCGUCGUCGCUGUUGUCUAUGUCCUCCAAUGCCAACAACACCGGCCCCACCACUGGUGCAGGCGCUGGCGCCGGUGCCGGCAACGCAAACGGUGCCAAGCGGGCACACCCUAUGAGAUACCAUCGACAUGAGCGGGAGAUCCAACAGCUUCACACGUCUGCCCGUGCCGACGACUUCUGUUGCGGAAUGAGUGUCAGCAAUGCGAGCCUCGAGGGCAUGACCGCUGCCUCUGUCGGAGCUGCCGGGUGCGUUAGCGACGAUGUGUUGGUUGUCGACUGA
Molecule: messenger RNA, 3033 nt
Organism: Pichia membranifaciens NRRL Y-2026
Lineage: Eukaryota; Fungi; Ascomycota; Pichiomycetes; Pichiales; Pichiaceae
Exons: 1
Coding region: 1-3033 (1010 amino acids)
Source: RefSeq, a predicted model, not a curated record